AUGGCGAUUUCGCGUUGGAUUUUGGACGUAGCCCUUCAGCUCGUGGUCAAGGCAACGCUCAAUAGAGGACGCUUCAUGACGUAUGCCCAGCAAUGGCCGGCUCUGACAGGCAUGGUUCUCAUAUGUUGGUUUGGGAAUGAUAUCAGGAUCGAAACCAACAGUUCAAGACGAUACGCUUCCAGCUUAUACCUAGCAUUUCUUUGCAUCGCAACGCUCAUUUCUCAUACCAUCCGCUCCAUAAAUACACCAGCAGCUGAGAGUCCUCAGCUGUUAUUGCUCGACGCACUCUCUACGACAAUAGUCCUGCUCUAUGCCCUCUGUGUCCCUGCGAACGCUACGUCAUCUAACAGCCAAGCUAUAGACAGAGAGCGAACAGUUUCCACUCUAUCAAGGCUAUCAUUCUCAUGGUUUCCCUUUCAUAAAACCCACGCAAAGUCUGAUGAUUCUAUCCGGCUGGACGAUUUGCCGUCGAUGCAUCACGACUUUCGUGCCAAAACUCUACGGCGGCAGCAUCAGCUAAUGGCGUCUAAGUCCGCCCCGCUCUGGAAGCAGCUUCUGCAAACAUUUAGCACGACGUUAUGUCUACAGUGGCUGCUUGUGGUUAUGAAAGCAAGCGUUGAGUUUGGUAGCAGACUAACCCUCCAUCAUUUGUUGCAACAUCUCGAGUUGGCCAGCCAGCAGAGUACGCCGGCGACUUGGACAUGGGCUGUUAUCUUUUGCAUAAGCCAGCUCAUGGAGACUACUGUUGGGCGGGCACUCAGCUGGGUUACUCAGAUGAAGCUAGAGAUGCCUGUCAUAAAUCUUUUAAAUGUGCUUAUCUACCAAAAGUUGCUCAACAAGAAGCAUACAGUACAGCACGGAGAGAGCGCCAAAAGGUCUGCACAAACGUAUCAAACUACCAUACCAGACAUGAUCUCCAAUGACAGUUCUACUGUAUCGCAAGUCUGCGGUACAGCCUACCAAUUCCCAUUGGCUGCACUAAAACUGCUUUUUGACGGCGUAUAUCUCACACGUCUCGUUGGUAUAGAGCCCAUUGUCACAGCUGCCGCUGCUUCUGUUGUCAUAAUCCCCAUUUCAGUCCGACUCACAAAACAGCACGGAUUGCUGCGGUCCAACUUAUCCAAGAAGCAUGCCGAGUUGAUGGGCAGCGUCUCUGAGGCGCUAGACAGUCUACACAAAAUCCGGCUCUCUUCCAUGGAGGACUUAUGGCAGGCCAAGCUGUUUUCUCUUCGCGCUGCAGAAGUUAGCUACAUAUUUUGGUGCGGUGCAGCCCUCGCGGCAUCGACCUUUGCAGCGAGCCUGAGCUCCGUUCUUCUUACGUCCGUCACGCUAUCCGUGUACUCGUACAGAACUGGAUCUCUGGCACCGUCGCUGGCAUUUGCUGUACUGGCGCUUUUUAGCGACUUUGACGCAAUCUUUCGCAGCCUGCCCGGCCUAGCGAAUGAAUUAUAUGCUUCUUGGAUGAGCUGCCGGCGAAUUGAAGAGUAUCUGCAACAAGCCGACCACGUUGCCAAGUAUAAAACAGGCCAUUGUAUUGAGCUACAGAAUGCGACGCUGUCUUGGGAUGAGCGAAAUGCAGAAGGAUUCCGGUUGGUGAGUGUUAACCUUACAUUUCCAAUUGGUAAGCUGUGCAUCAUUCAAGGAAACAUCGGUUCAGGGAAAACGCUGCUGCUCAAUUCCAUUAUUGGAAACGCCGAUAUUAAAUCUGGAACUCUAUUCAGGCCUGAAGCAGCGUCAUUAUUUACACGCGAUGAUGUUCAAGAUACUUCCGUCGCCGUUGUCUCGCAACCGCCCUGGAUUGAGAACACAGCUAUCAAGGAAAACAUCCUUUUUGGGAAUGUGUACGAUGAAACCCGCUAUCAAAGAGUGAUACGAGCCUGUGCAUUGGAGCAUGAUCUGGCUGGGCUGGCUCUGGGUGAUGCCACUCCUUCUGGCCUCAGUGGUGCUGCUCUCAGUGGCGGCCAGAAGUGGCGUGUUGCCCUCGCCCGUGCUCUUUACUCUCCGGCGAGUAUCUUGGUUUUUGAGGAUAUUCUCAGUGCUGUCGAUGUAUCUGUUGCCAACUGGUUGUGUCAGCAUGCAUUGACGGGGGAUCUUGUCCGCGGUAGAACCGUCAUCCUUGCGACGCAGCACGCGCAUUUGUGUUUGCCGGCAGCUUCUUAUCUUGUCACCAUUGAAGAUGGUCGAGUUGUGGGCGAGAUGAGAGAAACUGUGCCUCUCCAGUUGACUCCGUCUGCGUCUGUGCCAGACAUGUCCUUGCCAACAACUACCAUUAAUGCUAUUCCCUCUAAAAAGCAAUCUUCCAACAAAAAGACCACACCAGCUUCAACUCCUGGCCAUGGCCUUCAACACGUAGCCACGAAAUAUCUUGGUGCAGCAGGCGGCUUUGGCACUGUCCUCUCAAUCAUUGUCAUUCUUCUAAUCUCGCAGGCAGCUUCGGCUGGUAGCACCUGGUGGCUAUCCAGGUGGACACUAGGCGGGACGCACUAUAGUCUCAACUAUUCUAUCCUCAUUUACAUGACCCUAUCUGUAGCAGGCAGCGUCAUGUUUUCCAUCAAAUCUGUCGCAUUCUGCGCCAUUGGAUUGGCUGCUUCCUCGAAGCUGUUUCAAGAUUCAGUACACAAUAUCCUCAAGGCACCCAUGUCCUGGAUAUCGACCACUCCAACGGGGAAUCUCUUGCAGAGCUUCGGCAAGGAUCUCUACGAGCUGGACCAUCGGCUGGGCAUGCAGCUCGGAAAUGUUGGCUGCUAUAUUUUCCACAUGUCAUUGAUCAUCUACACCAGCUUCAAAUCGGCGCCAAAGCCCCUUAUUUGCACCAGUUUCAUCUUCCUCUUUUACAUUCGAGUAGCUUCGGUGCACUUCCGUGUCUCCAGGAAGCUCAAAAAGCUUAUACCACUGAGCAGCCGCCCCAUCCUGCAGCACGUCAACUCAACAGUAUCCGGCUUGCCUGUUAUUCGAGCAUUUGGGCGUGGGAGGCACUAUCUAGAUCGAUUCUACCAACUCUUGGACUCAGGCACACGCGUCGGUUGGCAUCUCUCGCUAAGUAUCCAGUGGAUGCAGUUCCGCAUCGGCAUCAUUGGCAACCUCUUUGUAGCGGUAACGACCAUGAGUCUUAUUUGGCAGCAUGCAAAUGCUUCUAUAGCUGGCUUCACGAUUACAUUGGCUCUGCAGCUCAAGACGUCGCUGGCCGGCAUGGUUAGCAGAAUAAAUAGCGUCUACAUGGGGGCCACGGCUGUGGAUCAUUUGUUGGACCUCGUCGAGAUGCCUACUGAGCCAACUGAUGGUACGGAGCCAUCCGUACAUUGGCCCUCUAAAGGAAAGAUUGAGCUUUGCGAUGUGUCUGUCUCAUACGGAGAAGAGAAUGCGUUGAGUAAUAUUUCCUGUAGCAUCCUUCCUGGGUCCUGGUUUGGUGUCGUUGGCCGAACAGGGGCCGGUAAAACAAGUCUGACGAAUAGCAUAUUACGGAUCGUUGAGGCAAAGAGUGGUCGCAUUCUGAUUGACGGUGUUGACGUAUCCUCGCUGCCUCUAAGGCGGCUACGUGCAAGUAUUACCGUCAUCCCACAGGAUCCGUUUAUGUGGUCGGGGACGCUGCGGUCGAAUCUUGAUCCGAGUGGCCAUGCGCAAGAAACGCAGGUCCAAGAAGCCGUUAGACAGGUCCGACUCUUUGAACAGGGAGACGGUGACAGCAGCACAGAGGUUGACUUAGACCUGCACAUCGAUCAAGGCGGUACCAACUUGUCCCACGGCCAACGUCAGCUCCUUUGUUUAGCGAGAGCCAUUCUAACAGGUACUACACGUAUCUUGAUCUUGGAUGAAGCAACCAGCGCCAUGGACAGACAGUCAGAUGCGCUCGUUGAACAAGUCAUACGAGAGCGGUUCUCGGAUGCAACGGUGAUUGUAGUGACGCACCGACUUCCCAGCGUAGCCAAGUGUAAUGAUAUCAUGGUUCUUGACAGUGGGCGUAUCGUUGAGAUGGGAUCUCCAAAAGGACUGCUCAAAGCAAAGAGUGUUUUCUAUAGCAUGGUGAUGCAGAGCGAUGACGCUGAAGAGAUUCUAUCUGCCGUAGACGCGCCAUAGAGCUCGCAGAGGAAAG
This is a messenger RNA of [Torrubiella] hemipterigena, 4090 nucleotides long. The record is from the annotation of a GenBank genome assembly. Lineage: Eukaryota; Fungi; Ascomycota; Sordariomycetes; Hypocreales; Clavicipitaceae.